Camelina sativa (false flax) is the source of this 469-nucleotide messenger RNA. RefSeq names its product defensin-like protein 49. The record is from RefSeq and is a predicted model, not a curated record. Lineage: Eukaryota; Viridiplantae; Streptophyta; Magnoliopsida; Brassicales; Brassicaceae.
UUUCUUCAAGAUCCAAAGUAUAACAUAUUUUUUUUAGUUAACUUUAGACAGCAAAAAGUAUUAGCAUGGGUAUCACAAAAGCUCUUGUGAUCUUUCUUCACAUUGUCAUAUUAGCAGUUUCGCUCUCCAACCAUGUGGUUUUUACCUCAGGUGCAGAGAUUGAAAAAUUCACAUAUGAUCAUUGCUACCAUUUGUGUGUGCAAGGAGAAUAUGGAUCGCGUGAAUGCUUUGUGGACUGUACUGAAAAAGGAUUUUAUAAAGGAGAUUGUGUAAGCCGAACUCCCACAGAUCCUAUUAGAUGUUGUUGCAAUGACCACUACACUACUAACUAAAAAACUCAUUUUCUCCCUAAUGCUAAACUAUUUUCAAAAGUUGUACUUUUUACUUUCCUAGCAUUGGACUUAUGAGACAAAUUAUUAUCGAUUUGAUUAUACUAAAUUAAAUGAAAUAAAAUAAAAAUUAUGUUAAU